AUGGCCCUGCGCAAGGCGGGUCUCGCGCCGUGGUGCCUGGCGCUCCUGCUGUGCUGCAGCUGCGGGGUGCUGGUGGGGGGGUCCCCGAAGCUGGGCAGUGGGGGCGGCGGCGGGUGCCCCAGCCGCUGCCUGUGUUUCCGCACCACGGUGAGGUGCAUGCAUCUGAUGCUGGAGACCGUGCCCGCCGUGGGGCCGCAGACCUCCAUCCUGGAUCUUCGCUUUAACAGAAUUAGGGAGAUCCAACCUGGAGCAUUCAGAGGUCUGAGGAACUUGAAUACAUUGCUUCUCAACAAUAAUCAGAUCAAGAGAAUACCUAGUGGAUCAUUUGAAGACUUGGAAAAUUUAAAAUAUCUCUAUUUGUACAAGAAUGAAAUCCAGUCAAUUGACAGGCAAGCAUUUAAGGGACUUGCCUCUCUAGAGCAACUAUACCUGCACUUUAAUCAGAUAGAAACUUUGGACCCAGAAUCAUUCCAAUAUCUACCAAAGCUUGAAAGACUAUUUUUACAUAACAACCGAAUCACACAUUUAGUUCCAGGAACAUUUAAUCAUUUGGAAUCCAUGAAAAGAUUGCGAUUGGACUCCAAUGCACUGCGCUGUGACUGUGAGAUCCUGUGGUUGGCAGAUUUGCUGAAGACCUAUGCCCAGUCUGGUAAUGCGCAAGCAGCAGCCACCUGCGAAUAUCCUCGGAGAAUCCAGGGACGGUCAGUGGCAACAAUCACCCCAGAAGAACUGAACUGUGAGAGGCCCAGGAUUACGUCCGAGCCCCAGGACGCAGACGUGACCUCGGGGAACACUGUCUACUUCACUUGCAGAGCCGAAGGCAAUCCCAAACCGGAAAUCAUCUGGCUGCGGAACAACAAUGAGCUGAGCAUGAAAGCAGAUUCCCGUUUGAACCUGUUGGACGACGGCACGUUGAUGAUUCAAAACACUCAGGAGACUGACCAGGGAAUUUACCAGUGCAUGGCAAAAAAUGUAGCUGGAGAAGUGAAAACACAAGAGGUGACCCUCCGAUAUGUUGGAGCUCCAGCUCGACCCACGUUUGUGAUCCAGCCACAGAACACAGAAGUGCUGGUUGGGGAAAGUGUCACGUUGGAAUGCAGUGCCACAGGCCACCCUCAGCCACGUAUCACCUGGACAAAAGGUGACCGAACACCCUUACCCAGCGAUCCUCGGGUCCAUACCACGCCUUCUGGUGGCCUUUACAUUCAGAACGUCAUUCAGGAGGACAGUGGGGAAUACACUUGUUUUGCAUCCAACGGUAUUGACAGCAUCCACGCCACAGCUUUUAUCAUUGUACAAGCCCUUCCUCAGUUCACGGUGACACCGGAAGACAGAGUGGUGAUUGAGGGCCAGACCGUCGAUUUCCAGUGUGAAGCAAAGGGUUAUCCCCAACCAGUGAUUGCCUGGACCAAAGGAGGGAGUCAGCUCUCUGUCGACAGAAGACACCUGGUGCUUUCGUCGGGCACACUGCGGAUCUCGGGAGUUGCCCUUCAUGAUCAGGGCCAGUAUGAAUGCCAAGCUGUCAACAUCAUUGGUUCCCAGAGGGUGGUGGCACAUUUGACAGUGCAGCCAAGAGUGACCCCAGUGUUUGCCAGCAUUCCAAGUGAUAUGACAGUGGAAGUUGGCACCAAUGUCCAGAUUCCGUGCAGUUCUCAGGGCGAGCCCGAGCCAGUCAUAACAUGGAACAAGGAUGGGGUGCAGGUAACAGAAAGUGGAAAAUUCCAUAUUAACUCCGAGGGAUUCUUGACCAUCAAUGAUGUUGGACCCGCGGAUGCAGGCCGUUAUGAAUGUGUGGCCCGGAACACGAUUGGCUACGCCUCAGUUAGUAUGGUCCUAAGUGUAAAUGUUCCUGAUGUCAGUCGAAAUGGAGAUCCGUUUGUAGCCACAUCAAUUGUUGAAGCAAUUGCGACUGUUGACAGAGCCAUCAAUUCAACCCGUACACAUCUGUUUGACAGCCGUCCUCGCUCUCCAAAUGAUUUGUUGGCCUUGUUCCGGUAUCCAAGAGAUCCGUACACCGUUGAACAAGCAAGAGCAGGAGAGAUAUUUGAAAGAACAUUGCAACUUAUUCAGGAACAUGUGCAGCAUGGCUUAAUGGUUGACCUCAAUGGAACAAGUUACCACUAUAAUGACCUUGUGUCCCCUCAGUACCUGAACCUGAUCGCUAACCUCUCUGGCUGCACUGCCCACCGACGAGUGAAUAACUGCUCAGAUAUGUGCUUCCACCAGAAAUACAGGACCCACGAUGGGACAUGCAAUAAUCUCCAACAUCCUAUGUGGGGUGCCUCUCUGACGGCUUUUGAGCGUUUAUUAAAGUCUGUGUACGAAAACGGAUUCAACACCCCCCGCGGUAUUAAUCCAAACCGCCUCUACAAUGGCCACGUGCUCCCCAUGCCCCGCUUGGUGUCCACGUCCCUAAUCGGGACUGAAACGAUCACCCCCGAUGACCAGUUCACUCACAUGAUGAUGCAGUGGGGGCAGUUCCUCGACCACGACUUGGACUCCACGGUGGUGGCCCUGAGCCAGGCCCGCUUCUCCGACGGCCAGCACUGUAGCUCUGUCUGCAGCAACGACCCGCCCUGUUUCUCGGUCAUGGUCCCGCCCAAUGACCCCAGGGUCCGCAAUGGCGCCCGGUGCAUGUUCUUCGUGCGGUCCAGCCCCGUGUGUGGCAGCGGCAUGACGUCCCUUCUCAUGAACUCCGUGUACCCCCGGGAACAGAUCAACCAGCUCACGUCGUACAUCGACGCGUCCAAUGUGUACGGCAGUACGGAUCACGAGGCACGGGAAAUCCGAGACCUGGCCAGCCACCGGGGCCUUCUGAGACAGGGCAUCGUGCAGAGAUCUGGGAAGCCGCUACUCCCGUUUGCCACUGGGCCCCCGACGGAGUGCAUGCGGGAUGCCAGCGAAAGUCCCAUCCCCUGCUUCUUAGCCGGGGACCACCGAGCCAACGAGCAGCUGGCGCUGACCAGCAUGCACACGCUGUGGCUGCGGGAGCACAACCGCGUCGCCAGCGAGCUGCUCCAGCUCAAUUCCCACUGGGACGGGGACACCCUCUAUUAUGAGACCAGGAAGAUCGUGGGGGCCGAGAUUCAGCACAUCACCUAUCAGCACUGGCUCCCCAAGAUCCUUGGAGAGGUGGGCAUGAAGAUGCUGGGCGAGUAUAAAGGCUACGACCCGGGCAUCAACGCUGGCAUCUUCAAUGCCUUCGCCACGGCCGCUUUUAGGUUUGGCCACACCCUCAUCAACCCCCUCCUCUAUCGCCUCGACGAGCAUUUCCAGCCGAUUCCUGAAGGCCACCUACCCCUUCACAAAGCCUUCUUCUCCCCCUUCCGAAUCGUGAACGAGGGGGGCAUCGACCCCCUCCUGAGAGGACUCUUUGGGGUGGCGGGGAAGAUGCGCGUGCCCUCGCAGCUGCUGAACACGGAGCUCACCGAGCGCCUCUUCUCCAUGGCCCACACGGUGGCCCUGGAUCUGGCUGCCAUCAACAUCCAGAGGGGCCGGGAUCACGGCAUCCCGCCCUACCACGACUACCGGGUGUACUGCAACCUGUCUUCUGCUCACACUUUCGAAGAUCUGAAAAAUGAAAUAAAAAAUCCUGCCAUCCGGGAGAAACUGAAAAGGUUAUAUGGCUCACCAUUAAACAUAGAUUUAUUUCCUGCCCUCAUGGUGGAAGAUUUGGUUCCUGGAAGCCGACUGGGGCCAACACUAAUGUGCUUGCUCAGCACCCAGUUUAAACGCUUGCGGGAUGGGGACAGGUUGUGGUAUGAGAACCCUGGGGUGCUUUCCCCUGCUCAGUUAACCCAGAUCAAGCAAGCGUCGCUGGCCAGGAUCCUGUGCGACAAUUCCGACAACAUCACGCGCGUGCAGAAGGACGUGUUCAGAGUCGUGGAGUUCCCACACGGAUACAGUGGUUGCGAUGAGAUUCCUAGAGUUGAUUUAAGGAUGUGGCAGGAUUGCUGCGAAGAUUGUAGAAAUAGGGGACAGUUUAAUGCCUUUUCAUACCAUUUCCGAGGCAGACGGUCUCCUGAAUUCAGCUACCAGGAAGACAAGCCUACAAAGAAAACAAGACCACGAAAAAUAUUGAGUAAUAAAUACUUCAAUAACACUGCUUCAGCCUCCUAUGAGCAAUCGAAUGUACCAGGGACAAAUGACUUCAAAGAAUUUGUUCUGGAAAUGCAAAAGACCAUCACAGACCUCAGAAAACAGAUAAAGAAACUUGAAUCCCGACUCAGCAAAACUGAAUGCACUGAUGCAAAGGGUGAAACUCAUACAGACAAUGCAAAAUGGAAAAAGGAUUCCUGCACUGUUUGCGAAUGCAAAGACGGGCAGAUUACCUGUUUUGUGGAGUCCUGCCAGCCAGCAGAUUGUCCUGCUCCGGUGAAAGUCGCGGGGGCAUGUUGUCCAGUCUGCUUAAGUCAAUCUGUGGGAAAGAAGCCUUAGGUCCUUUUACCAAGUUCCUGGGAGUUUCUCUGCAAAGUCACCUUGAGAUCCGAUGGCCACGACAGGUAACUGCAGACUGAAAAGACACAUCAAGAACUCAAGACAUUUCAUGACAACAUUCAACUGGUGCUGUUACAGAAGAUCGCACAAGACGCCUGCUACAGAGGGUGCACACGGAGGGCGAUAACCGCAAACAUCGGGGAAGUGGAUGAACGUCCUAACUUCAUGUUAGAUUUCUCAGGUUUUUAUUUAAUGCUUUUUUAUUUUGUUUUGUUUUCAAUGAAAAACAAACUGGUGCUACUAUUAAAAUUGCAUAGUUAAAUCAGUUAGGCUCUUAAAUGGAUUUCAACUCAUAGCACCAUUUCUUUUUCACUGAAGCAGGAGACCCUAAAAGUUAAGUUCUGAGAUUUGAAGCUUACAGACAGGUUCCCUUGCAGAUGUGUGUGAAUAAUGGAUCCACCAGGGAAGGAAACAUGCUGAAAUCUGGGUUGCAUUUCAAGCUACAUUAAAAAACACACGAAUCAGUAUUUGGCAAAUGGAACAGAAUCUUUUAUGAGUGUGUUCAUGGUGAAACAGUCUCCAUAGUGAAAUACAGGCCCCCCUGUCUCCCCUCAAAGCAACAUCUAGCAUUUCACAGCUCAUCAGUCUUUAAUCAUAGUGCAACAUUCCCUGUGCUCCGCAGCAAAUGCCAAUCCUGUGACUUUCUUUGUUUCCACUCCUUUCCCACCUGAUCAUGAUUACUAAGCCACAGUUAGAAAGCAGGUUUGUUCUUAGAACUCGCAUGCAUGUUGCCUAGUUGUGAACAGAAUGUGAAAAUCCUCUGGACUGCCAUUUUGUAGCUGAUGAUACCGACUGAGCGGCUGUGUGCGGUGCCCAGACAGCUGUGCUUCCUCGCCCCCAAGGCUCUUUCCUCCUCAAAGCAUGCAGAACAAUCACUCUAGACGAUUCUUCUGGUGGAAGGAAUUCCAUCAUUGGGAACCUUCGAACUUCAGGUUGUGUGAGUGCUUAAAAAAUAAAUUCAAUCCCAAUACCUCAUUUGUACUUUUAAAUGCAUUCUUUUAUGAAUUUUUGCCCAUUUUAUAGCUGUUAGAAAUGGCAGAAAAACAAUUUCUAUUAUGUAAAAGUUUUUUGGAAUUCCGUGAAAAGCAACCGUCAUACCUCAUGGUCUCUCUCUUUGUCAUUGACCAAAACAUUUUUUUACCUUCGAAUCACAGAGUGAAACGUGUUCUGAGUAAGCUGUUGCAGAGACCACACACAUUCAAUUCACUAAAUUUUUUGCAUGUCUGCCAUUCAUCGGGUCCUUUGCUGGGUACAGGAGAUGAAUGAAACUAUUGCUGUCCUUGUAGAACUCCCAGUGAAGACUGAGGAGGGAGGCACAUGACUCAACAGGCAAGUUCAGGACGAAGUGGCCAUUGCUGGGCAGCUUGUGUAGAAGCAGCGUUGAAGACCACGUGGUUUUGGGUGGAAGGUGUAGGGACAGAGAGAAGGAAGCGAGGAUCCCUGGGGAUUAUUUUCUGGUGAAAUUUUAAAUAAAUAAUUUUAGAAGGAAGUCCAACAUUUGGGGACAAUUAUCAGAAGUUGUGGGUGGAUGAACUCCCUCAACAACAUCUGGUGCAUAAUGGACAGGUGCUGCCAUCUGGUUUCAGUUGCUUUUAGUACAUCGCCUAGUGUUGGCCCCCUUCUGUCAAGAGACAACCAAAUGCCUUUGCACACUGUGACUUUCCCCCACGUGCCAGGGAGCUGUUGAACAUUCCAGCUGUGAGAGUGCUUCUGGUGUGUUUGCAGAAUAGUCUGUGCAAAAAUGUCUAUCUUAGCAUGACAUCUUCAACUUACUUAUUAAACAAUAAUACCUGGUUGGUGUUUCAUGGUGCAUCGGGUUUGUUUGGAAAUAUCAAGUCAAAUUAAAUAACCAAAUCUUGGAACAAGCUUCUGUAUACCAGGAAAUGGAGAAUUUUUCCUCUAGAAUUGGAUGGUUCUGUAAAUUGCUCAGGUAUAACAAUGACAACAGAUUACAUAUAAGUUUUCUGGGAACGCUUGAGUGUCUGAACUUGGAGGAAGUUUGUGGUUUCAUGGCUGAGGCAGGACAUCAGUGGGUAAAACACCUGGAAGGAACUGGGGCUUGAGCCGAUGUCAAAAGGAUUGUGCUCCCAGGGAACUGAGGAACGGGAAGAAGUUAUCUGAUCCCCCCCAAAACUCUGUAAUUCCAAUCGAAAUGUCUGCAGAAUCACCAGUGUAACUUUUUUAUAUGCUUUAUCAAACCAGUGGGCAGUGCCUGAAUGAACUUUACUCUUUUUUUAGCCACUGUAAGGAAAUUGCUGUAAUAUGAAGCAAAGUGUACAUAUUUAUUUACUUUUCUAACUAUUGCCAGCAGCCAAAUGCCUUUUUAAUGUUCAUUGUAUUCAGUACAUUACCAAAGAAAUGUUUGCACUGUGUAACGAUGCCUUUCAGUUCAAAUAAAUGGGUCACUGUUUCAAA
This is a messenger RNA of Echinops telfairi (small Madagascar hedgehog), 6912 nucleotides long. It is a transcript of the gene PXDN, whose product is annotated as peroxidasin. Bases 1 to 4437 code for a protein of 1478 amino acids. Lineage: Eukaryota; Metazoa; Chordata; Mammalia; Afrosoricida; Tenrecidae. The transcript is spliced from 23 exons. Gene Ontology annotation, biological process: response to oxidative stress. Gene Ontology annotation, molecular function: protein binding; heme binding; peroxidase activity. The record is from RefSeq and is a predicted model, not a curated record.